UCUCCUGUCGUAGGCGGUAUUCAGCCUUCCUGUCGGUUAGCCGUAAUGCGAACUACUGGAUUUAACCAGCCGGCGGGCCCUUCUGUAGCUUCAGCCUCAUCCUACGCUUCAUCCAACACCACAGCUGCUUUUGGCAUUGGGAAGCGCUACUUGCUUGUAGGCGGCUCUUCUCUCAUACCUUCGCCCACUACUGCCGCAUUUGGCAGUCUUGAAGGCUCCGAGUCGAUCGAGCUCUCUAUGACCGGUACAAAGCCGCCGGUCUUUGGUAUUGACACUUCUGGACCUCAUCUUGUUGCCUCCCAGCUCCCCCAGAUUGUUUCCACUAAGCAUUCUGGUGAUAUGGACUUAGAUAGUGGCUUUUCAAAUAUCGUCCUGCCCGGAGGACUUAUUUCUUGUUCAGCUAGUAAUUCUGAGUCUUUUUUGGAUGGUCAUCAUCUAGCUUCUAGCAUUACAUCUCCUAACAAAGUCCAUAUUAGCCUGACCGCCGCAACUGGCAUUCCUACUACCCUUCGAAAUACUAGCUCUCCCUCUAGUCCUGGACAGGUACAGCUGCACUGUGAUCAAACUGAUCUACUAGUAUAUUCAUCUUCAACUCAUGCUGUUCGUUCUGCCCCAACUGAUCGCGAUCCUCUGGGCGAUGAGGAGGCAACUCGAGCCGGUUGUGUUCUCUUACAGGCAGCAGCGGUAGCUGUCGGCGCCUCGCAGACUAGCGAACCUGAUCCUGAGGCGAGCAAUUCCACGACAGAACCAAUAACAAAGGGGACACAGGCCACUCCAGUUGCCUCUUGA
Protopolystoma xenopodis is the source of this 789-nucleotide messenger RNA. The record is from the annotation of a GenBank genome assembly. Lineage: Eukaryota; Metazoa; Platyhelminthes; Monogenea; Polystomatidea; Polystomatidae.